Anopheles coluzzii is the source of this 6380-nucleotide messenger RNA. RefSeq names its product ribosomal protein S6 kinase 2 beta-like. The coding region runs from base 1561 to 4212 and encodes 883 amino acids. NCBI's taxonomy places the organism in Eukaryota, Metazoa, Arthropoda, Insecta, Diptera, Culicidae. The transcript is spliced from 9 exons. The record is from RefSeq and is a predicted model, not a curated record. Gene Ontology annotation, biological process: intracellular signal transduction; protein phosphorylation. Gene Ontology annotation, molecular function: ribosomal protein S6 kinase activity; magnesium ion binding; ATP binding.
GGGCAGCACCUUUCGCCAGUGCACAGUCUGAGUGCGUGCAUCGUUUUUCACGGACCGACCGACCCGUGCGCGUUGUGUGCCCUUGUUCUUGUCCUACUUGUCGCUCGCCAGCGCUAUCCAUCACGGCAUCGUUCGAGGCGGAGGCAAGUGAAUCUUGCGUCGAGCUUUGCAUCACACCGUGCGUGUUGUUCUGCGGAUCGGCGUGUGUGUGCCUGUGUGCAUAUGCAAAACUGGCCACCCAAUUCGUACGGAGUGGUCCUACUGCUGCUGCUGCUCGGUACAGUGCAUAUGGGCGGAUGCCCGUGAAUGGGGUGAACUUCGCAAAACAUUAGCAGCAGCUGUCUUUGUGUGUGAGUGUGUGUGUCCGGUCAUCUCCCGCGCAACAGGAACGGGAACGGGAACGGCAGCCGACAGUUGCAUUCCAUCAAAUAGCGCAUCAUCAUCAUCAUUGUCGUGGUGGUUGCUUUGCGUUGGCGCAUUAUCAUCACCGCCACGGUAGCAGCCCAGUCGUCCUUGUGGAGUAAGCCCCCCCCCCCCCCCUGUACACAGGGAGCCUAGCAAGCACAUCGGCCAGCCUACCGAGGUACAACGGCUCGCAACCUAGCGAACCCCAGGUAGUGCUAAUAAUCCCUCCCAGCUCGGACCGUUUGUUGGAGCAGGUGAGAGACAUCGAAACGCGAGCGGUCUGCAGGAACGUCCCCUUCCCCGUGUGAAAAUGCAAAACAUCUUCUAGUGUCCAAAUUGCGCCCCAACGAGGUAGUGCGGCGGCGGCAGUAAGGCAAUCAGUUAGUGGAAAACAUCGAUGACAUAAAUCAUUUUCGCCUGUUUCCGGCGUACGUUGCCGAUCAGUUGUUACUUGGAUUUAGAUUUGCGGGCAAGCGAAUGGGCAAACAAAUCCCUGCCCUGUGAAUGUGGUGCAAUUUGUGUGCUGUGUGCGUGUGCGAGUGUUUUUCUCCCUUGCUAGCGUGGCGGCCGCUAUCAAGGCGAGAUAUUUAGCAACAGAUAAGGAAGAAGAAGUGCUCCUGCUCCCUGGUUCUGUAACGCUGCUGUACCACCACCACCACCACCACGGUAGCAAAUUGGCAUUGAGCAUCGGGCAAACAAAGUAGGUCAUCGACCGGACCUGCUAGGCACAGUACGUUCCAUCCCGGAUCGCUUGGAGAGCGCAUGUAAUUAACCCUUCCCGCGGGUCCUCCUAGCAUCUGUCAGCGGGAGUAGCUGUUUCCCCUUUUCUGGUGCAACAGUUACACACAUCCAACCAGAACGCAAAGGUUUCAAAGGAAACCCAGCGGACAAGGACAUCUCGCUGCCCGCCUCUCAUACAGGACACUCACCACUAGCGAACACGUACACCGAGCGUACAAACAAACACGCCAACACCUUCCCGAUAUCGUUCAGUACACACACACACACACACACGUCCCUGCAAACGCUUCAAAGCUGGAGGAUGCCGCUAGCCAACUCGAUCGACCCAUGGAGAGAGAAAGUCCCAAUCAGUAUCGUCGGUAUCGAGCCCAUGUGCAUGAAACUAUGAUUCGUCUCGUUUCCUAUUGAAACCAAAUGCAAUUUAACAACUAUGUUCUGCUCGAUGCAAUAGACUCCGCAUCGCAGGACAAUGUAGAGAUGGUCAUCGACGAUAGCUAUGAUGUCCAGCAGCAGCAACAUCUUACCCAUGACCACCGCCAUGCUCAGCUUCAUCAGGAGCAGCCCGCACAGCAUCAAUACCUUCCCCAUCAACAUCAUCAUCAACAUCAACCCCACCCUCAACCGCACCAGUACAGCCGGCAGCACCCAGUGCCUCCCGCGGGAAUGGUUACCUAUGCUCCGGCGCACACAGCCGCUGGCCAGCACGAGCCGCUGCUAGAUGGAGCUGUUGUAGCUGAUAGUGGCACUUAUCGCUACCAUCGUGGCGAUUCGCCCGAACCCGGUUUGGUUGUUGGUGCCGAGGAAGCAAUGGAUCUGGAUGUAACCGGAGGUGGAGGUGACCUGUCACAGCUGAGAGGCGACGCCACGUACCCCAACGCAGGGGCGGGAGGGAACGGUGGGGACGAGCAUGAGAUCGACAUUAAGGACAUUAUACGGGAGGGGCACGAAAAGGCCGAUCCGUCACAGUUCGAGCUGCUGAAGGUGCUCGGCGAAGGCUCGUUCGGCAAGGUGUUUCUGGUGCGGAAGAUUGUCGGCAUCGAUGCGGGGACGCUGUAUGCGAUGAAAGUACUAAAGAAGGCAACGCUGAAGGUGAAGGACCGUGUGAGGAGUACGAACGAGCGGAACAUCCUGGCAGAUGUGGGCCACGCAUUUAUCGUUAAGCUGCACUAUGCCUUCCAGACGCCCGGCAAGCUGUACCUUAUACUGGACUUCUUGCGUGGCGGUGACCUGUUUACGCGCUUGAGCAAGGAGGUGAUGUUUACCGAGGAAGACGUCAAGUUUUACCUGGCCGAGCUGGCCCUGGCGCUGAACCAUCUGCACAGCAUCGGCAUCAUCUAUCGCGAUCUAAAACCGGAAAACAUUCUUCUGGAUCAGGACGGCCAUAUAGCUUUAACGGAUUUUGGGCUCUCGAAGCAACCACUGGAUGGAUCGAAAACGUACAGCUUCUGCGGCACGGUGGAGUACAUGGCGCCGGAAGUUGUCAACCGGAAGGGACACACUUUUGCAGCGGACUGGUGGUCCUUCGGCGUGCUAAUGUUUGAAAUGCUGACGGGCAAUCUACCAUUCCACGGUAGCAAUCGAAAUGACACAAUGAACCAGAUCCUCAAAACAAAGCUCGGCAUGCCGGAAAACUUAAGUCCCGAGGCGCAGAGUUUGCUGCGCGCCCUGUUCAAACGCAAUCCCCAGAAUCGACUCGGGGCGGGCCCGAACGGCAUUGAGGACAUCAAGCGGCACGAAUUUUUCGCCAACGUCGAUUGGGAUGCGUUCGAACGCAAGGAGGUUAGGCCACCGUUCAUUCCUGCCGUUUCGAGGGACGAUGCGUUCUACUUUGACUCGGAAUACACGAACAAAUCACCAAAAGACUCGCCCGGUGGCCCCGUCAGUGCGAGUGCUCAUGAGAUCUUCCGUGGCUUUAGCUUUAUCGCACCGGGCCUGCUGGACGAGCAGCCAAACUUUGCCAACGGAAGCAACAUGGUGAUGCAACAGCAGCCCGCAUCUCGGUCACCAUUCUCGAACGAAAUACCGGGCGUCAAGCCUGUCGCGUUCGGUGACGAGUACAACUUGAUGGAGGAACUUGGCCGCGGAACGUUCUCAAUCUGCCGGAUGUGUGAACAUCGCACAACGAAGAAGCAUUACGCAGUUAAGAUAAUUGACAAAUCUUAUCACGAUUGUCGCGAGGAGGUCGAGAUUUUGCUUCGGUACGGCAAUCAUCCCAACAUUGUGACGCUGUACGGUGUGCACGAGGAUGCGAGCUACGUGUACCUGGUGAUGGAGCUGCUGAAGGGUGGCGAACUGUUGGACCGCAUUCUGGCGAUCCAUUUUAUGGCCGAGCAGGAAGCCAGUGCCGUGUUGCGGACGGUCGUGUCGGCGGUCGCCUACCUGCACGAGCACGGUGUCGUGCACCGGGAUCUAAAGCCAUCGAAUUUGCUGUACGCCUCGGUCAACCAUACGCCCGAAUCGUUGAAGCUGUGCGAUCUCGGCUUUGCCAAGCAACUCCGAGCCGACAAUGGGCUGCUGAUGACCCCGUGCUACACGGCCAACUUCGUCGCACCGGAAGUGCUGAAGAAACAGGGCUACGAUCUGGCGUGCGAUAUCUGGUCGCUGGGCGUGCUGCUCUACAUUAUGCUCGAUGGAAAGACACCGUUUGCUAGCACUCCGAACGAUUCGCCAGAUAUGAUUCUAGCGCGAAUUGGUUCCGGCAAGGUCGAUUUAGAAACGGGCAAAUGGCCCACGAUAUCGGAUGAAGUGAAGGAUCUGCUGCGCCAGAUGCUACACAUCGUACCUUCGAGGCGUCCGACGGCCGCUCAAAUCCUGCGACAUCCGUGGCUAUCGCGAAGCGGUCCGCGACUAAUGUACAAUACGGUAGGGACACAACAUGCUACCAGCGAACGGCCGAUGGUCGUGGAACCGCAGGACACAAAGCCGGCGUGCGUAAAUACCGAAGCCAUCAAGGGGGCGGUCCAUGCAACAUUCCGUGCGAUAUCAUCGCCCCAGGCUGCCAAUCUGGGACCGGUCGGAAUGUCUGAUCUGGCGCGAAGGCGAAUGGAUAAGAUGAAUCAUUCCUAAUAAGGGUUUCUCGAGGUACGCCGUGUGUUCGCAAAACGGCGGACUGUGCAGCACCACCAUUGCCGAUGAGCGAGUGGAUGGUGUUUGAUUGUAGAGAGUUUGUCACUUAUUCGAUAUGUUCUCGCGCUAUUCCUAUUUAGUGUUUAACCUGUUACGUUUUGUUUUUUUUUUUCAAACGAUAAGAUUUUGAUAAUUUUAUUUGUCAACCAGUGCCAGAGUGACAUGUGUGCCAGAGAACAACAGUGCUAGCAAUUAGGGCCAGGUUGCAUGGUUGCAGCGUUCCAGUACGACACGGUUAUAGCAGACGAUAGAUGAGUGUAACUUAUACAAGUAUGUGUGGAAAAUGGUUGGUUCGAUUCGUUUCAAUGCUAAACCACUGCGACGGAAAUAGCUGGUGUAGCAAAGAGAAUGAACCGGUACACUUUUAUAAAGUGCGGUUGUACUAUGCUUUUGUACGAGGUGUCGUGUUUGUUUAUCGUUCUUAUUCUGUUUUGUGUUUUUAAACAAUACCUUUUGUGCUUUUAACUACUUUUAACAUAUUUUUAACAACUAUUUCACCAUGCGAUUGGUUGCGUAGUAUUAUAAAGAAACUGUCUUGAAUGUUAAGUAUCUCGUUUGAAACGCGUUAGGUUUAAUUGUACAAGCGUUUAGCAUAAAUGAUGAAUUGAAGUGGAAAGCCUAUUUAACGUGUUUAUUGCAAACUGCACAUAAUAGUGAAUGGUGUGUUGUAGUGUGGAUUGAUUUCAAAGUCAUAGGCGUAUAGUUAAAGGCGCGUAUAGUUCAAUUAUGGUAUCGUUUACACUUCAAACCAUUGAAAUGGGCAAGGUAAACGUGUGGGCAGGGUAUAACUAACUAACAAUAAAUUGAUCUACGUUAGGUACACUAGAAAAAAAAAACAAACAAACAAAACAAAUCGAAUAAUAAUAUACACGUACGCAUAUGCAUAUAUACAUACUUUAAAACAUAUACAAUCAUAUACAUAUACAGAAUAUAGUAUCGCCAAACUGCAGACGAGAGACGGGUUCGCCUUCGCCAGCCACAACCGCCAGCUAAUCCGGCGACGGAAGGGAGGGGGAAACAAAACCAUAUUUACAUUGUAUCGUGCCAUUGAAUGUGUGGACAGAAUGUGCGCUGGGGAGUUUAUGGAAUUUAAUUGACGCGAAGCGAGAAGCUGCUGGUAUAAGGAAGUAAUCAUUGUGAUAACCUACGACAAAAAACGAGAAAAACAAAACCUAUAUUGGCAGGACAGGCGAGCCUUGUAAUAGUGUAUUCUGGUCUACAUAUAUAUACAUACAUACAUACAUAUAUAUUGAAGCAGCGAACAAAGGAGCCGCCCGCUGGCUCAACUAUAUGGUGUUGUUGUUCGUGGGAUGGCCACCGCUAGGCGUACAUCUCCAUUUGUCACACAAGGGACAGUGCUUUGUCUAUGUACCGUUGCUACCUGAUGUGCUGUAUGUCGAUGUGUGCGUUGUGCUGCAAUUGUUGCUUCCAGUGUUUCAAACUGUUUCAUUUCUUAACGUAUUUCAACGUACAAUAACGAAUAGGCUAGGACCGAGGGAGGAGUGUCUCUUGAGUAGUAGAAUAUGUGAACAAAACGGGACGACAUCAAGCGUUUGGCUUUAUCAAUAAUUCAACACUUUUGCAUUUUACGCUGGAUGUCAGUGAUUGGGGUUUUAUGCAUUUGCGGGAGCAAUUUACUUUCCCGUUCCCGGCCAAACCAGUCAAAAUGUACACGGAGGCAAACGUUCUGUGAAGUACGUACUAACAUUAUCAUUUUACUAGAAGACUUAGAGCAUUCAACAAUUAUUAAAACGGAACCCUAACCACUUUACUAACACACACAACACCGCUGGCAGGGCUACGGAAACACUACCUUGAAACCAUCCUAUACUAACUCUCUUGUAGACAAAUUACAAAAAAGAACACGUUUCUAAGGCUCCAAAGGAGUAAAGUGUUAAUUGUAUUCAUUAUUCUGAAUGGUGACCGUGCAAAGAGAAACAGACUAACCGAAAUCUAAACAUUAAUUGGAAGUACGUCCCACACCAAACCACAAACGAAAAGUAAAACAAAGAACACACUACACUCUCUUUCUCUCAAAUUAAACGCAAAGAAAAGAACGAUCGCAAAACAAAGUAAAUAAAUUACUACAAAUGUUUAAUUAACUCGUA